CGCAGUUGAAAGUGUCGAACGAAACCGCUCACUGCUCACUCGCGCCGCGGACUCCGACGAUGGCUGUUGUGCAUCAAAUUAGGACUAACGGUAUAUUUUUAUUGUUAUUUUCGUUGAUAAUAACGUGUGCCGCGUCACCGCCAUGGAUAUUAUCAGUGUCGGUCAAUAAUUAUACGUGUUCUGAUGUGUGUGUGUACGAUAUUAGCGUGGACUCUUUAAAUGAAUGGUCGUUAACCUACAAAUACGUGCCGCGCGGUGAUCUUUGCGAGACAGUUGUGUCUGAAAGUGCGAAGUACUCGAAGAAUAUUAUCGUCGAAGUGCCGAAAACGAUCGAGAAGGUUUACUUCUGCGUUAAAAGUGCAGACGGGGUUUGGUUAAGUCAAGGAGACGAAGUAUUUUUAGACAAGAAUGACGUCAUACGAACAGAGUCAAAACGAGACGCGGAGAAUGAGGUCUCCGAAGACUCAUACCCGGAAUUUUUGGAGGGGGAGGAUCUGUUCGAAUACCCGGCCGAGUUGAGCCGACAGAAACGUCAGAUGAUGGUGAACAACACGAUCGUGCCGAAGCUGUUGGGUUUGAGGGUGGAGCUUGCGGAGAAACCGAAGAUCGUCGAUGACAUGGUGCCGUCGGUGCUACGGGAAACUGAGUUCACCAUGAGAUUAUUCGGAAAGGACUUCACCAAUAACACGAUAAUUGCAUUCACCCAUAACCCAGAUGACUACAUGAAACCCUGCGACCAUCUACUGAAAGGGGAAUAUAAGGCUGAAAACGCCGACGAAGAGUCAGCUCUAUUCAGACUGAUAGCCCCCCCACCUCUAGAAGACUACAUCUUCUACAUCUGCGCGAAGAAUUCGCCCCAAGACUCGUUCGUUCACCAAGGCCCAGAAAAAUGGAAGGUUUUGGCCACACACAACAAACUCCUACCGCUGUGGGCCUCGCUGAUCCUAAUUGUGAUACUGCUGAUGUUGGCCUCGCUCUUCUCCGGUCUGAAUCUCGGUCUGAUGGCGUUGGACCGAACCGAAUUGAAGAUCAUCGCGAACACGGGCACAGAGAAAGAGAGGAAGUACGCGAGAGCCAUUAUGCCGGUCAGGGCCCACGGGAACUAUCUCCUCUGCACGAUCCUGCUCAGCAACGUGGCCGUGAACAGCACGUUUACGGUCAUCCUGGACGAUCUGACGUCUGGGCUGGUGGCGGUCAUCGGUUCGACCUUGGCGAUCGUGUUCAUAGCCGAGAUAACGCCGCAAGCCAUCUGCGCUAGACACGGCCUGCUGAUCGGAGCGAAGAGUAUCUGGAUCAUGAAGAUCGUCAUGGGUAUCUGCGCUCCACUCGCCUGGCCGACCAGCAAACUCCUGGACUACUUCCUGGGCGAAGAAAUCGGCACUCAUUACAACAGGGAAAGACUAAAGGAACUAGUCAGGGUCACGAACCACGUUAACGAUUUGGACAAAGAGGAGGUGAACAUCAUCUCCGGCGCCCUGGAUCUUCGCAAGAAGACCGUCAAAGACGUGAUGACGAAGCUCAAGGACUGCUUCAUGCUGCCGAUCAACAGCGUCCUAGACUUCGAGACCAUGUCCGAAAUCGUCAAAUCUGGCUACUCCCGCAUCCCGGUGUACGAGGGUCACCGCGGGAACAUCGUGACGGUGCUCUUCAUCAAGGACCUCGCCUUCGUCGACCCCGACGACAACACGCCCCUGAGGACCCUCUGCCAGUACUACCAGAACCCUUGCAACUUCGUAUUCGAAGACGUCACCUUGGAUGUCAUGCUGAAGCAAUUCAAAGAAGGGCACAAAGGUCACAUGGCGUUCGUCCAGCGCAUCGAGGAAGGCGAUGGGGAUCCCAUAUACGAGACAGUAGGCCUGCUGACCCUGGAAGACGUCAUCGAGGAAAUGAUCCAGGCAGAGAUCGUGGAUGAGACCGAUGUCUUCAGCGACAACCGUACCAAGAAGCGCUUGACCCGGCCCGUCAAUAAAUUCCAAGAUAUAGGAGCCUUCAUGGGUCACCAGGAGCACCAGCGUGUCCACGUGUCCCCGCAGCAGGUGCUAGCCACCUUCCAGUUCUUGAGCACGAGCGUGGACCCAUUCCGUCCUGAGAUGAUCUCAGAGACGGUGCUCCGUCGGCUGCUGAAGCAAGACGUCAUACAACACAUCAAGCUGAAGGGAGAUGAGGAUAAGAACGACAUCAAACGCUUCGUUUAUCAGGAGGGGAAGCCGGUGGAUUAUUUCGUGCUGAUCCUGGAAGGUCGCGUGGAGGUGACCGUCGGAAGGGAGAACCUGGUUUUCGAAGCUGGACCUUUCACUUACUUCGGAGUGCAAGCUCUGACCCAGAACGUGGGACUAGCGGAGGCUCCUGCACCAUCGACCCUCGGCUCCCUGCAGAACCUCAACAUGGACUCGAUGCUGCGCCACACCUUCGUACCCGACUACUCAGUCAAGGCCAUCGCUGAACUAUACUACCUCACCAUCAAACGGUCAAUGUACUUAGCGGCUAAACGCGCCACGCUCAUGGAGAAGGGGGUGCUCAACAAGGGCGGCACCAAUGAGCAGAUCGAACCAGAAGUGGAUAAGUUGCUUCGCGAAGGCGAUAGGAUCGAGGAGGUCCGGGAGAACGAGGAGUCGCCCAAAUCACAGUUCGUACCCUCAUCGGCGAGUCCUCGCACCAACUCGACCUUCAAGUCUCUCCUCGACAAAGAAGCAGCUGAAGAGGAAGAAAAACUACUAAAAAAGUAGAAUCGCCGUCGUCCAAAAACAUAGCAACACCGAAAUAGAACACGACAACAAAAUAAAUUAGCAAUAUCUGCCUUUCUGAUCGAGUCAAAUUUUGAAUCAACGUGUAUUUAAACCUUCGACUCCUGUGUAGGUCACCGGUGACCUACGCGGCGCCCUCAAGCAAUUGAAGACAUGAGCGGAUGAAGGGGAUAUGAUACAAUUUGUUAAUUUUUGAGAAAAACCGACAACAGACUUGUUACUUGUACUUUUUCUUCGUACAUAUACUGAGACCUUAUAUCUAUAGAACUUAUAUCUCAAGGUGGGUGGCGCGUUUACGUUGUAGAUAUCUAUG
Bombyx mandarina (wild silkworm) is the source of this 3057-nucleotide messenger RNA. RefSeq names its product metal transporter CNNM4-like. Lineage: Eukaryota; Metazoa; Arthropoda; Insecta; Lepidoptera; Bombycidae. The record is from RefSeq and is a predicted model, not a curated record.